Mesorhabditis spiculigera is the source of this 375-nucleotide messenger RNA. The record is from the annotation of a GenBank genome assembly. NCBI's taxonomy places the organism in Eukaryota, Metazoa, Nematoda, Chromadorea, Rhabditida, Rhabditidae.
AUGCCGGACGGUCAUUUCACGACAAUCAUCGAGUGGAGCGCCGUCGAGCUCGGGAAUGCCAGCGAGAUCAACGACUUAGGAUAUAAAAUUUUUGUUUACAUCUCGGAGACGGCGUCCGAUGCAGUGGUGCUCGAUAUGCCCUUGAGGGCACUGGUUGAUCCGCAACAACCUUCGGCACGGCUGGAUGGGUUGCGGUUGAUGUAUAAAUACACUGUGCAGGUCGCCGGCUACAACUCUGGCGGUCUCGGCCCAAGAAGCGAAGCCCGCUCACUUCGCCUCGGCGCCAUGAACUCCCCCUUCAUCGGCUCGAGCUCGCUGAAGACGAUGAGCAUCUACCUACUCCCAAUCCUUUUCACACUCCGUCGCUUCGCUCUA